Pongo pygmaeus (Bornean orangutan) is the source of this 2948-nucleotide messenger RNA. It is a transcript of the gene CASP8, whose product is annotated as caspase 8. Gene Ontology annotation, biological process: regulation of apoptotic process; proteolysis; apoptotic process. NCBI's taxonomy places the organism in Eukaryota, Metazoa, Chordata, Mammalia, Primates, Hominidae. Gene Ontology annotation, molecular function: cysteine-type endopeptidase activity; protein binding. The transcript is spliced from 11 exons. The record is from RefSeq and is a predicted model, not a curated record. The coding region runs from base 391 to 1830 and encodes 479 amino acids.
CUGUUUCACCUUGUGUCUGAGCUGGUCUGAAGGCUGGUUGUUCAGACUGAGCUUCCUGCCUGCCUGUACCCCGCCAACAGCUUCAGAAGAAGGUGACUGGUGGCUGCCUGAGGAAUACCAGUGGGCAAGAGAAUUAGCAUUUCUGGAGCAUCUGCUGUCUGAGCAGCCCCUGGGUGCGUCCACUUUCUGGGCACGUGAGGUUGGGCCUUGGCCGCCUGAGCCCUUGAGUUGGUCACUUGAAGCUUGGGAAUAUUGAGCAGAUCUUCAGAGUAAAAAGAAAGAAAAGAAAAGAAAAGAAAAAAGAAAAAGAAAAGAAAACAUCCAGCAAGGUCCCGGAGGAAAAAUAGAAAAUUAGAAGACUGGCAUUAUAUUCUCCUGCCUUUUGAAAAGAUGGACUUCAGCAGAAAUCUUUAUGAUAUUGGGGAACAACUGGACAGUGAAGAUCUGGCCUCCCUCAAGUUCCUGAGCCUGGACUACAUUCCACAAAGGAAGCAAGAACCCAUCAAGGAUGCCUUGAUGUUAUUCCAGAGGCUCCAGGAAAAGAGAAUGUUGGAGGAGAGCAAUCUGUCCUUCCUGAAGGAGCUUCUCUUCCGAAUUAAUAGACUGGAUUUGCUGAUUACGUACCUAAACACUAGAAAGGAGGAGAUGGAAAGGGAACUUCAGACACCAGGCAGGGCUCAGAUUUCUGCCUACAGGGUCAUGCUGUAUCAGAUUUCAGAAGAAGUGAGCAGAUCAGAAUUGAGGUGUUUUAAGUUUCUUUUGCAAGAGGAAAUCUCCAAAUGCAAACUGGAUGAUGACAUGAACCUGCUGGAUAUUUUCAUAGAGAUGGAGAAGAGGGUCAUCCUGGGAAAAGGAAAGUUGGACAUCCUGAAAAGAGUCUGUGCCCAAAUCAACAAGAGCCUGCUGAAGAUAAUCAACGACUAUGAAGAAUUCAGCAGAGAGAGAAGAAGCAGCCUUGAAGGAAGUCCUGAUGAAUUUUCAAAUGGGGAGGAGUUGUGUGGGGUAAUGACAAUCUCGGACUCUCCAAGAGAACAGGAUAGUGAAUCACAGACUUUGGACAAAGUUUACCAAAUGAAAAGCAAACCUCGGGGAUACUGUCUGAUCAUCAACAAUCACAAUUUUGCAAAAGCACGGGAGAAAGUGCCCAAACUUCACAGCAUUAGGGACAGGAAUGGAACACACUUGGAUGCAGGGGCUUUGACCACGACCUUUGAAGAGCUUCAUUUUGAGAUCAAGCCCCACAAUGACUGCACAGUGGAGCAAAUCUAUGAGAUUUUGAAAAUCUACCAACUCAUGGACCACAGUAACAUGGACUGCUUCAUCUGCUGUAUCCUCUCCCAUGGAGACAAGGGCAUCAUCUACGGCACUGAUGGACAGGAGGCCCCCAUCUAUGAGCUGACAUCUCAGUUCACUGGUUUGAAGUGCCCUUCUCUUGCUGGAAAACCCAAAGUGUUUUUUAUUCAGGCUUGUCAGGGGGAUAACUACCAGAAAGGUAUACCUGUUGAGACUGAUUCAGAGGGGCAACCUUAUUUAGAAAUGGAUUUAUCAUCACCUCAAACGAGAUAUAUCCCGGAUGAGGCUGACUUUCUGCUGGGGAUGGCCACUGUGAAUAACUGUGUUUCCUACCGAAACCCUGCAGAGGGAACCUGGUACAUCCAGUCACUUUGCCAGAGCCUGAAAGAGCGAUGUCCUCGAGGCGAUGAUAUUCUCACCAUCCUGACUGAAGUGAACUAUGAAGUAAGCAACAAGGAUGACAAGAAAAACAUGGGGAAACAGAUGCCGCAGCCUACUUUCACACUAAGAAAAAAACUUGUCUUCCCUUCUGAUUGAUGGCGCUAUUUUUUGUUUGUUUGUUUGUUUUGUUUUUUUGAGACAGAAUCUCGCUCUGUCGCCCAGGCUGGAGUGCAGUGGCGCAAUCUCAGCUCACUGCAAGCUCCGCCUCCCGGGUUCACGCCAUUCUCCUGCCUCAGCCUCCCGAGUAGCUGGGACUACAGGGGCACGCCACCAUGCCCGGCUAAUUUUUUAAAAAUAUUUUUAGUAGAGACAGGGUUUCACCGUGUUAGCCAGGAUGGUCUUGAUCUCCUGACCUCGUGAUCCACCCGCCUCGGCCUCCCAAAGUGCUGGGAUUACAGGCGUGAGCCACCGCGCCCGGCCGAUGGUAUUUAGAUAUAUAACACUAUGUUUAUUUACUAAUUUUCUAGAUUUUCUACUUAAUUUAUUAAUUGUUUUGCACUUUUUUAUAAGAGCUAAAGUUAAUAGGAUAUUAACAACAAUAACACUCUCUCCUUUCUCUUAUGCUUAAGGCUUUGGGAAUGUUUUUAGCUGGUGGCAAUAAAUACCAGACACAUACAAAAUCCAGCUAUGAAUAUAGAGGGCUUAUGAUUCAGAUUAUUAUCUAUCAACAUUAAGCCCACUGUUAAUAUUCUAUUAAUUUUAAUUCUCUCUCGAAGCUAAAUUCCACACUACCACAUUUAAAAAAUUAGAAAAUAGCCAUGUAUGGUGGCUCAUGUCUAUAAUCCCAGCACUUUAGGAGGUUGAGGUGGGGGGAUUGCUUGAACCCAAGAGGUCAAGGCUGCAGUGAGCCAUGCUCACACCACUGCACUCAAGCUUGGGUGGCAGAACAAGACCCCGUCUCAAAAAAAAAUUUUUGUUUUUAAUAAAACAAAAUUUGAUUGAAAUCUUUUAAAAAUUCAAAUUAUUUUACAAGUUUUAAAUAAGCUCUCCCCAAACUUGCUUUAUGCCUUCCUAUUGCUUUUAUGAUGUAUAUAUGCUUGGCUAACUAUAUUUGCUUUUUGCUAACAAUGCUCUGGGGUCUUUUUAUGCAUUUGCAUCUGCUCUUUCAUCUCUGCUUGGAUUAUUUUAAAUCAUUAGGAAUUAAGUUAUCUUUAAAACUUAAGUAUCUUUUUUCAAAAACAUUUUUUAAUAGAAUAAAAUAUAAUUUGAUCUUA